AUGAAUCUUACUUCCACUGUUCAACCUUCGGAUUAUCUUCCAUCUAGAAUUCUUCCUCCAUUAAUUGAACCUAAUGAAAUUCAAUGUCAAUGGUCAGAUUGUGAUCUUUUAUUUUCAACACCAAUACAAUUAACAGAAAAAACAUAUAAAUGCCAAAUUCGAGGUUGUGGUAAAUUUUAUACAGAUCGAAGUUCACUACGAAAACACGUUAAAAAUAUUCAGAGUGAAGAUGCAUUUCGACAAAAUAAAACAUAA
Molecule: messenger RNA, 255 nt
Organism: Rotaria sp. Silwood1
Lineage: Eukaryota; Metazoa; Rotifera; Eurotatoria; Philodinida; Philodinidae
Source: the annotation of a GenBank genome assembly